AGAGACUCGCACGUCUGCCCGGCCCGCAGAGCGCUUCGCCUUGGCGGCCCGGCCGCGCAGAACAGGCUUAACGUGUGGCAGCGGGCACUGCGGUGAUGCCGCGUGCCUGGACUUUGCGGGCUGGGAAGAUGUUGACAUUCCCAGUAGGCGAGUUUUGAUUACUGGUGCUACAGGACUCCUUGGCAGAGCUGUGUUUAAAGAAUUCAAUGAAAAUAAUUGGAAUGCAGUUGGCUGCGGGUACAGGAGAGCUCAGCCCAGAUUUGAACAGAUUAAUCUUCUGGACUCUAUUGCAGUUCAUGACAUUAUCCAUGAUUUUCAGCCUCAUGUUAUAGUGCACUGUGCUGCUGAGAGAAGGCCAGAUGUUGUAGAAAGUCAACCAGAUGCUGCUUCCCAGCUCAAUGUAGCUGCUUCAGGGAACUUGGCAAAAGAGGCAGCUGGAGUUGGAGCGUUUCUGAUCUACAUUAGUACAGACUAUGUAUUUGAUGGAACAAGCCCUCCUUAUAAAGAGACCGAUGUACCAAAUCCCCUGAAUUUAUAUGGUAAAACCAAACUGGAGGGUGAAAAGGCAGUCCUGGAAAAUAAUGAAGAUGCUGCAGUACUUAGGAUUCCUGUCUUGUAUGGAGAGGUAGAACGACUGGAGGAAAGUGCUGUGACUGUUAUGUUUGAUAAAGUGCAGUUCAGUAAUAAAUCUGCCAACAUGGACCACUGGCAGCAAAGAUUUCCUACCAACGUCAAGGAUGUAGCAACUGUUUGCAGACAACUAGCAGAGAAGAGAAUGCUGGACCCAUCAGUGAAAGGAACAUUUCACUGGUCUGGCAAUGAGCAGAUGACGAAGUACGAGAUGGCGUGUGCGAUUGCAGAUGCUUUCAACCUUCCCAGCAGCCACCUGAGACCAAUCACUGAUUGUCCAGUUGUGGGUGCUCUUCGGCCGAGGAAUGCUCAGCUGGACUGCUCCAAGUUGGAGAGGCUGGGGAUAGGUCAGAGAACGCCGUUUCGAGCUGGGAUCAAAGAAUCACUUUGGCCUUUCCUUGUCGACAAGAGAUGGAGGCAGACAGUCUUCCAUUAGUUUGUAACUUUUUUAGUAAAAGUAUGGUAUGUGGCACUUUUUUAAAAGAAAAGAAUAGUUUUGUAUGAGUGUUCUUAAAUUGUGACAUUUAUGACUUUCAUUUAAUCAGGUAAACCUAUCGUCUUGCACUAGUGAAAUUGUUAGCCUAAAAAAUGUUCAGUGACAAAAACUGAGCUUAUUUGAUGUCAUGGAUGUUUCCUUCCAUUCGUACCCGUCUAAGUUCAUGUCUGUUCCUAGCGGAUUAUGGUUCGUAGUAAUUGGUACCAUUUGAUGCUAAGAUGGAUUCACAUCACUUCUAGACAGACUUUGGCUAAAAUAUCUUGUUGAUGCUUAAGUUCUGUGCCAUUGUUGUAUAUACCAUUUCUCUUUGUGAAAACACGUGGUCACUUACUUCAUCACCAAAGUCUGAGGUUUUUGGUUUUAACUUCUGGAGGUGGUGUUCUUCUGGAGUUCAACUGAAGUAGGAGUCGUUACAUGUUUGUUUUGCUUGAGCUCUGAUCAAAAUGUUUUUUAAAAAAAAGUGAAACUUUAUUUUUGCAAUUAUCAAGUGUACUUUUUAUGCUUGAAAUAUUUUCAGAAUGUUCCGUAACUUGAAUGCUUGCAGCUCCAUAUUGUACAGUAAGUUGUAUGCACUUGUUUUAAUGGUGACAUAUAAAAGCUGCAGGAGGGUUGGGAGGGUGGGGAACAAAUA
Eurypyga helias (sunbittern) is the source of this 1757-nucleotide messenger RNA. It is a transcript of the gene MAT2B, whose product is annotated as methionine adenosyltransferase II, beta. Gene Ontology annotation, molecular function: methionine adenosyltransferase regulator activity. Gene Ontology annotation, biological process: S-adenosylmethionine biosynthetic process. Gene Ontology annotation, cellular component: methionine adenosyltransferase complex. NCBI's taxonomy places the organism in Eukaryota, Metazoa, Chordata, Aves, Eurypygiformes, Eurypygidae. The transcript is spliced from 7 exons. The record is from RefSeq and is a predicted model, not a curated record. The annotation marks the transcript as partial.